CACUUCUCUGCCCCGUGACGCUGACGCCGCUGCCACGCGACGCGGCGCGGCGCGCUCCGAGCCUCCCCCGGAAGCGCCGCCCCGCUCCCGGCGUUCCGCCGCUCUCCCGGCGCCGCUCCCGGCCCGGCCGCCCGUCCCGCUGCCGGCAGCAUGCUGGAGCCGCCGCCCGCGGAGCCGCCGCCCGCGGGCAGGGACGUGCGGGACCGCCUCAGUCUCUGGGACCGCCGCCCGCAGCCCACCGCGCCGCUCAGCGACCGCCAGACCGACUCGGUGCUGGAGCUGAAGGCGGCGGCCGAGAACCUGCCGGUGCCUGCCGAGCUUCCCAUUGAGGACUUGUGCAGCCUAACAUCGCAGUCGCUGCCUGUUCUGCUGACAGCUGCGGUGCCAGAAUCCACAGAGGAUGUCCUUUUGAAGGGAUUUGCAACACUAGGGAUGGAGGAUGAAAGGAUUGAAACAGCACAGCAGUUCUUCUCCUGGUUUGCUCAGGUGCAAACACAGAUGGAUCAAGAUGAAGGUGCCAAGUAUAGACAGAUGAGGGAUUACUUGUCUGGCUUUCAGGAUCAGUGUGAUGAUAUCUUGAAUGAUGUGAAUAGUGCCCUUCAGCACCUGGAGUCACUGCAAAAACAGUAUCUUUUUGUGUCCACAAAGACAGGAACGCUGCAUGAGGCCUGUGAACAGCUUUUGAAAGAGCAGUCAGAACUUGUUGACCUGGCUGAAAACAUCCAGCAGAAACUUUCAUACUUUAAUGAGCUGGAAAACAUCAACACUAAAUUGAAUUCCCCUACGCUGUCUGUGAACAGUGAAGGAUUCAUUCCCAUGCUGGCUAAGCUUGAUGAUUGUAUUGCAUAUAUUUCAUCACAUCCAAAUUUUAAAGACUAUCCUGUAUAUUUAACUAAGUUUAAACAAUGCCUUUCUAAAGCUAUGCACCUUAUCAAGACAUACACUGUGAAUACACUACAGAACCUCACAACCCAGUUAAUGAAAAGGGAUCCUUCAGCUGUGCCAAAUUCUGACAAUGCCUUCACGUUGUUUUAUGUGAAAUUCCGAGCAGCUGCUCCCAAAGUCAGAACUCUUAUUGAACAAGUAGAGCAAAGAUCUGAGAAAAUGCCAGAGUAUCAGCAAGUUCUCAAUGAAAUCCAUCAAUGUUACCUUGACCAGCGGGAGCUUUUACUUGGUCCAAGUAUCGCUAGCACUGUUACAGAAUUAACCAGUCAGAAUAACAGAGAUCAUUGUGCUCUGGUACGAAGUGGUUGUGCCUUUAUGGUCCAUGUAUGCCAGGAUGAACACCAGCUUUACAAUGAGUUCUUCACAAAACCAACACCAAAACUGGAUGAACUAUUGGAAAAGUUGUGUCUUUCAUUAUAUGAUGUCCUGAGGCCAAUGAUCAUCCAUGUCAUUCACUUAGAGACACUUUCUGAACUCUGUGGGAUUCUCAAAAAUGAGAUGCUUGAGGAUCAUGUACAGAACAAUGCUGAACAACUGGGUGCAUUUGCGGCUGGUGUCAAGCAGAUGUUGGAAGAUGUACAAGAGCGCCUUGUCUAUAGGACGCAUAUUUACAUUCAGACUGACAUCACCGGCUACAAGCCUGCACCGGGAGAUCUCGCCUAUCCUGACAAGCUGGAAAUGAUGGAGCAAAUUGCACAGAGUUUGAAAGAGGAGCAGAAGAAGCUGCCAUCUGAAGCUUCAUUUUCAGAUGUCCGGCUAGAAGAUCCCGAGUCCUGCAGCUUAGUUAAAUCUGGUUCAGCGGAAUCCCUUAAUCCCAGGCAUCAGAGCACGAUUUCACCUGCAGAUCUGCAUGGAAUGUGGUAUCCUACUGUCAGAAGGACUCUAGUGUGUCUCUCAAAACUCUACAGAUGUAUAGAUAGGGCAGUGUUUCAGGGAUUAUCGCAAGAGGCCUUAUCUGCCUGCAUCCAGUCGCUGCUGGGAGCUGCUGAUUCCAUCAGCAAAAAUAAGACCCAGGUUGAUGGACAGCUUUUCUUAAUAAAACACCUUCUGAUUCUUCGUGAACAAAUUGCUCCUUUCCACACAGAUUUCACCAUUAAGGAAAUUUCCCUGGACCUUAAGAAAACUAGAGAUGCAGCAUUUAAAAUCCUGAAUCCUAAGGCAGUUUCAAGAUUUUUUAGACUAAACAGCAACAACGCCUUGAUACAGUUCUUACUGGAGGGUACUCCAGAAAUCAGAGAACAUUAUAUCGACUCCAAGAAAGACGUAGAUCGUCAUCUGAAAUCAGCUUGUGAGCAGUUUAUUCAGCAGCAAACCAAACAGUUUAUAGAACAGCUGGAGGAGUUCAUGACAAAGGUAGCUGCUUUAAAAACAAUGGCCACUCAAGGAGGACCCAAUUACAGCCUUUCACAGCAACCUUGGGCACAACCAGCAAAGAUCAACGAUCUGGUUUCUUCCACUUACAAGACAAUAAAAACAAAGUUGCCAUCAACUUUACGAAGCAUGUCCUUAUACUUGUCCAAUAAAGAUACAGAAUUAAUUCUGUUUAAGCCAGUCAGGAAUAACAUUCAGCAAAUGUUCCAGAAACUCCAUGCUCUGUUAAAGGAAGAAUUUAGUAAUGAAGACCUCCAGAUCAUAGCUUGUCCUUCAAUGGAACAGGUGAACUUACUCUUGUCGAUGUCCAAGUAGCCCAGCAGUGAGGCUGCUUGGAAUAAGCUUCAGCCAAAUGCUAAGCAGUGAAGGGAAUGCAGAGACAUUUGCUUGAAGUAAAUGAAGGAUCCCACUGUGCAGUCUGGUCUGCAUCAAAACUAUCCAGGCUGCUUAACCCUGUUUUAGGGAAAAAACCCAAAAUGAACAGGUUUGUUGAUUCGGCAAAGGUCUUCCUGUUCACUGGGUUGAGCAGUGGACAGAAGAAAACGAAACAAAAACCCCUUUGCUGAUCACUCAUAUGAAAGCUCAAUUACUGCCUUUUCCAGAUAUUUUCAAAACUGAGAACCUUUUUUAUUUGUUUUUUUAAUGUAGAAACCAUUGUUGCUUUCCCUUAAUGAGCUGAUAUAUGCAGUGGGAAGUCACACUUUCAAAGAGAUGCUGGAAAUACAGUGCAGGGAAUCAAAUGAGAGCAAUAGAUAUAUGUGAGACUUGGGAGAUGACCACAUUGGUAUGACCUUCCCUGAAAAUCCUAGUAAUCCACCAUGUGCUUGAAAGUAAUUCAGAAGUUCUUGCUUGGGAAAACCUAAUUUCCCACAUGUGAAGUGUUUCUUGAAACACAGGAUGGGCUGUCUUUCUUACACUCUUGUGACUGGGAGCUGUGAGGUCUGACCUGAAGUGUCAUACUCCAGCCUUUCUCCGUGUGAAGAGUCUCAGAUCCUUGGGAUUUGCAGUGGAAAGCUGUGAAACAUAAUUUCUGUUGUUUCUGAGGGAACCACAUGUUUUCAGCUGCUUGACAGCAGUGCUUAACAUUGAGGUUUUCAGCUACCAAAUUUCAGGGCAGAGUUGGUAUUUUUUGCCUUUUUCAAGAUCAAAUGGUGAUAUCACAUAACUUAAAGUGGGAAUGAGUCUGGAAUUGGACAGCCUUUGUGCCGUGGAGAAAGUGCUAAUCGGGUUGUGGGGGCCUGAAACCUGAUGUGCAAGGCUGUCAAAUCUGCAUUGUAAAGAGAGGAUAAGUACUCAGUAACUUGUAAACAGUGCAACUGUUGAGUGAACAUUAAUUGGACAUUAGUGUGGAAAGCUGGAUGCUAAAUGCCUGGCUCUUAAUGGAAUGAACACUUCAGGGUGUCUCAGUGUGUAAAUCUUCGUUGUGCAGCACUGAAAAAUGAAAAUGUGGUGGGUGAUGUGACAGAUUUUUAACUUAUUUAUAAAGCCUGUUCUGUAUACGUUUGAAUAUGAAGAAAUUUCCUUGCACAUUGGUGGUAUUUCGAUUUAAUAAUUUUCCUGUUAUAAAUAACAAGGCUGGAGUAUAAGAUGGUGGGAUUGAAAGCUACCACAAGAACUGUUACAGCAGUGGUGCUGAGAUACAUAAAUGGUACUCAUAGGACCUUAUAUGACUCCUUAAAAAUUAAGUAAAGGAACUAACAAGGAGAAAAACUUGCCCUCACCCUUUACUUAUGUAGAAAUACAGGCUGUAAUAUAAUGUCCAGUGCAUUGUAAUAUAUGUAUAUUUGUUUUUUAUAAAGUUUUUCAGAAGGACUGCAUGGUCACUGUACAGAGUUAUGACUGACUUAAUAUUGUACAGAAGAGACGUGAAGGGUAGACCAUGGCAGCAGUCGCUCUUGUGCUUGGGAUCUUUUUCUCUCUUAGAGUACCCAAACAGCUCUAGGACAGCUGGUGGAAGGAUUAGAAGAGCAAUCAGUUUAUACAGCCUGUUUGCUAAAUGAACAUUUGUUUAAACAUGUACAGUUUCAGAUAUUUACGUUUACAAAUAGUGUAAGUACUUUCAAAAGAUUAAUUUAAGAUGCUUUAUAUUAUCUGACUAGAAACUUGCCGUUUUUAAUUUUUUUAAAUAAAAAUGUUGCCUCCUAUUUUGGUCCAAGAGUAAAGCUUUAUUCUGUAUCCUGAGGCUUGUCUGUCAAGAUAACUGUAAUACAGAGACAAUAAACAUCCUGUAAGCACAA
Messenger RNA from Poecile atricapillus (Black-capped chickadee), 4553 nucleotides. RefSeq names its product component of oligomeric golgi complex 3 (gene COG3). Gene Ontology annotation, biological process: Golgi organization; intra-Golgi vesicle-mediated transport; intracellular protein transport. The record is from RefSeq and is a predicted model, not a curated record. Bases 151 to 2631 code for a protein of 826 amino acids. NCBI's taxonomy places the organism in Eukaryota, Metazoa, Chordata, Aves, Passeriformes, Paridae. The transcript is spliced from 23 exons. Gene Ontology annotation, cellular component: cis-Golgi network; COG complex; membrane.